This is a messenger RNA of Liolophura sinensis, 2211 nucleotides long. Its product is annotated as NEDD8 ultimate buster 1-like. The transcript is spliced from 16 exons. Gene Ontology annotation, molecular function: protein binding. The record is from RefSeq and is a predicted model, not a curated record. Gene Ontology annotation, biological process: regulation of ubiquitin-dependent protein catabolic process. Lineage: Eukaryota; Metazoa; Mollusca; Polyplacophora; Chitonida; Chitonidae. The coding region runs from base 109 to 2142 and encodes 677 amino acids.
UUUCUUCAGAGGGUUUGUAAGGUAAAUCCUGAAAGAGGUUUUUGACUACGUGGAUGCUCUGGUUAUCUCACUCAAUUACAUAACGGCUGUCGUAUAAGUGUAAGUGGAAUGGUCAUUAAACACCAAUCAAAAAAUGGCAAAGUAAGGAAAUGCAAAGGUAUAAACACAGGGUAUAUAGUGAUGGUAGAAAAUGUUAUUUUUUGUUUUAGGUGUAUUGGGCAAGACAUCUCUGAUCUCCAGACACUGGAAACCAAAGGGAUAAUGUCUAGCAUUAAAGACGAUGUCUUUCAGAAGGCUGUACGCGACAAAUUAAACUCUGAGAAAAUAAAACUAUGGGAACCACCUUACACCACAGAGAAUAAAGAGAAAGGGGAAGUGCCAAAGGACUUGGCCAACAGGUAUUCAUCAGACUUGAACAUUCCCUUUGACGAUGUUCUGACAAUACUGGAAACCCUAAGGGUAAAUGCUCUACAAAAACUAGCAGACCGGGAGAAGUUCCAAAAGUCAGGACUGGCUACCUUGAAGGUCAGAUUGGCAGGACAGUGUCCUAAUCCAGUCAAAGGUAAGAGUGGAAAGGCCAUGCUGAGUUUAGAGGUAAAGCUAAACUCAACAGGGGAGGAGCUGAAGAAGAUGAUAUCAUCCCAGGUGACGAUUAGUGCACAGAUGUUAAAACUCAUCUGUGGGGGCCGUGUGAUCGAAGAUAGGCAGACCCUAGAGGAGCAAAGAGUUAAGAAUGGGAGCCAGAUGAUGGCUGUGUGUCUGACAGAGACUGAAGCUGAAGCUCGGCUAGGACAGGAGAGGGUCCGUAAAGUGGCCAAAACCAGAGAGGCGGCAGAACUACUGUCUGAUAAAGUCAGAGAUGAUGAAGACCCUAACUCAGGGUACUAUCUUCAGGUUGCUGAUCAGACAGGAAAACCCCUGGAUUUACCCAAAGAGGAGCGAAAGGCGCUGGCCCUGGCCAUGACCCUACAUGAGAAAGGCAGAGCUGCUCUGAAGAGACGGGAUUAUGGAGAAGCUUUGCUGGUGUUACUCGAAGCCGACAAAGAAUUCAGCAAGUGUCGUGCUGAUAUCCUCAGUGCUGUAGACAACUACGCUGUGCUGUGCCUUGACAUUGUCUGGUGUUACCUGUGCCUGGAGAACGUCGACCAAUUACCUGACGCUGACCGCAGGUUGAAGGCAUGUGAAGAAUGCUUUGAAAGAAGUUAUGGGAAGAAUUUGGAGAGACUGGCUGCUGUUAAGGGAGGAACAGGAAAUGAGCUGGUGCUCUUCAUGAAGUUACAUCUGCUACAGGGAGUACUGGCGUUCCAUCAGCACAGGAAACAGGAGGCCAGCAGGUUACUGCAAGUGGCGGACUCUGAGCUGAGGAGACUUCGCGUGGACGAUGACAAACUUAGUCAAGUGCUGUCCAUGGGUUUCGGGGAGCAAGAGGCAAGGUUGGCCCUGAGGGCUACUAAUGGUCAGGUGGACACAGCGAUAACCCACAUCAUGAAGCGCAGAGAGGAAAAGGAGGCAAGAAAAAGAAAAGAGAAGGAAGAGCGAGAAAAAUUAUCAGCUGGGAGAAAGCUAGGAAAAACUGCUGAUGGUCAAUGGGUAAAUGUUGACACUUUCAACAUGUUGCUGUCAAUGGGGUUCAAGAAGGGGGCCUCCAGAGAAGCUUUACGCCAAGCCAAUAACAACUUAUCUUCAGCCUUGGAGGUGUUGCAGAAUCACCCAGAGCUCCUCUCACUGCCAGACCCUGACCUUGAUCUCAGUCAGGUCAUCAUCACUGACGACAUGCUGAGCCAGGUCACCAGCAUGGGAUUUGACCUGGAUGUAUCGCGCCAGGCUCUCCAGUGGUUUGGGGGCUCCGUCCAGCAGGCGAUUGAUGAGCUAUUGAGGACGGGAGGAGUGCUGCUGGUGUCCUCCCCAUCAUCCUCAUCCUCAUCCUCGGGAUCCUCCUCAGGAUCAGCCUCAUCCUCGUCCUCACAACCAGGGUCUUCAUCACCUGUAAAAUCCCCAGAACAGCUGAAGAGAGAACGAGAGGCCAUUGAGACCAUUAUUCCUGAUAUCCCUGAAGACGAAGAAGAUCAUUUAGAUGUCUCACUGGAUGAGGAGUUCCAGGUUCUUCAGCAGUAUAAGACAUUACUUGAGAGCAUCAGGUGAAGAGCUGGAUCCGUAUCCCUGAAGAUGAAGAUAAUUUUGAUGCUUCAUAGGGCAAAGAAUUCUAGGCUC